Diprion similis is the source of this 515-nucleotide messenger RNA. RefSeq names its product mitochondrial arginine transporter BAC2-like. Gene Ontology annotation, biological process: transport. Bases 132 to 515 code for a protein of 127 amino acids. NCBI's taxonomy places the organism in Eukaryota, Metazoa, Arthropoda, Insecta, Hymenoptera, Diprionidae. The record is from RefSeq and is a predicted model, not a curated record. Gene Ontology annotation, molecular function: transmembrane transporter activity. The transcript has 3 exons.
AUGUAUUCUCUACAGGAAUAUACAAACCACAGGAUGAAAGCAAACUGAAGAAAAAACCGAAAGCUAUAUUAACUGGUGUGGAUAUUUAUAAGCAAAAUGGCAUCCGAGGUUUUUAUGCAGGCUUAGUACCUAUGUUGUGGAGAGAUGUUUUGGGCAGUGGAUUGUACAUAUGGUCGUAUCAAUACAUACGAUUCAAUUAUCACGGGCACUUAGACUUGAAUCCAGGACCAUUCGAGACAUUAAUGGCUGGAGGAAUGGCGGGUGUACUAUCCUGGAUGCCAGUAGUACCUUUGGAUACGAUUAAAUCCAGAAUCCAAGCAGAUGAUGCAAAGAAUCCAUUUUAUAGAGGCAUGAUACAUUGCGGGACACAACUACUCAAAGAAGGUGGUUACAUAAACUUUUACAAAGGAUUUCAAAUGAUCGCUUUACGCUCCUUCAUUGUUAAUGCAACUAUGUUUUAUGCUUACGAAUGUAUGCUUGACUGCUGGAACUACAUUCGAAUAAAACCACGUUAA